Molecule: messenger RNA, 2993 nt
Organism: Acomys russatus (golden spiny mouse)
Lineage: Eukaryota; Metazoa; Chordata; Mammalia; Rodentia; Muridae
Gene: Csf2rb
Product: colony stimulating factor 2 receptor subunit beta
Exons: 13
Coding region: 121-2802 (893 amino acids)
Biological process (GO): cytokine-mediated signaling pathway
Cellular component (GO): external side of plasma membrane; membrane
Molecular function (GO): protein binding; cytokine receptor activity
Source: RefSeq, a predicted model, not a curated record
GUGAGUCUGGUCCAAGCCCCAGCCAAACAGCAAUGUGGAGCCGCAGGACAAUGAAGACACCACUGUGCCCAUAACUACAGCCUACCUCUGCAGCUGCCUAAAGUCAGACCUAAAGUCAGAAUGGACCAGCAGAUGACACUGGCCUGGGGGCUGCUCUUCAUGGCCCUGAUGGCUCUCUGCUGGGGACACGGUGUGACAGAGGCUCAAGAAACUGUCCCUCUGCAGACUCUGCAGUGCUUCAACGACUACACCAGCCGCAUCAUCUGCAGCUGGGCCAACACAAAGGAUGCCCAGGGACUCAUUAAUGUGACCCUCUACCACCGCCUAAACUCAAAACAAGAGCCAGUAUCCUGUGACUCCAGUGAGGACCUCCAAUGGUCAGAGUGCCCGCCACCCCACCGCUGUACGCCAAGAAGAUGUGUCAUCCCCUACAGACAUUUUUCCAUCUCCAAUAAUGACAUCUACUCAUUCCAACCAGAUCGGGACCUGGGCAUCCAGCUCUUGGUUCCAUUGGCCCAGCAUGUGCAGCCACCACCUCCCAAGGACAUUAGCAUCAGCCCCUCUGGGGACAAUUUCCUGCUGGUGUGGAGAGUGCCCCUUGGGGAUGCCCAGGUUCCCUGGCUGUCAGAAGAGGACAUACAGUUUGAGGUGGCUUACAGGCGGCUUCAGGACUCCUGGGAGGAUGCCCCCAGCCUCCACACCAGAAACUCUUGGGUCAUUCUAGAGCCAAAGCUGCUCCUACCUGGCAACAUCUAUGCGGCCCGUGUGCGCACUCUGCUCUCCCCAGGCUCAGGCUUGUCUGGAAGGCCCAGCAGAUGGAGCUCAGAGGUGCAGUGGGACUCCCAGGCAGGGGACAAGGCCAAGCCUCAGAACCUGCAGUGCUUCUUCGAUGGGAUCCAGACCCUCAACUGCUCCUGGGAGGUGUGGACCCAGAUGACUGGCUCUGUUUCCUUUGGGCUCUUCUACAGCUCAGGCCCGGCCUCUCAGGAGAAGGAAUGCUCCCCGGUGGUGAAGAAGCCACAGGCCAACCUCUGGACCCGGUACCACUGCAGCCUGACCGUGCCCGAUCCCAGCGCACACAGCCAGUACACAGUCUCAGUUAAGCCGCGGAAACAAGAGAAGGUCAUAGAGAGCUAUAGCCACAUCCAGAUGAAUCCUCCAACUCUCAACGUGACCAAGAAUGGAGACAGCUACAACCUGCAUUGGGAAAGUGAGAAAAUACCCUACAAACACAUUGAAUACAAAUUCCAUGUCCAGUACAAGAAGAAAGAGGACAGCUGGAAGGACAGCAAGGAAGAGUAUAUAGAGCGAAGCUAUAACAUGCUCCUGCCUCUGCUGACAUCUGCCACCACAUAUGAGGCCAGGGUGAGGGUCAAGCCACUUCCUGACUACGAUGGAACCUGGAGUGAGUGGAGCAAAGAGUGCACCUGGACCACUGACUGGGUGAUGUCCACCCUGGGGAUAGUUCUUAUCUUGGUCUUCAUCAUCCCCAUCUUGCUCCUGGUCCUCUACGUUGGUUGUGUCUAUUGGUACAGGCUAUACAGGAAGUGGAAAGAGAAAAUCCCCAAUCCCAGCAAGAGCCUCAUAUUCCAGGAUGGGGGUAAACGACCCUGGUUUCCCGGCAGUGUGACAGCCUUAGCCACUAAGAACGCUCUUCCCCAGGGACCACAGAGCAACCUUCUCACUGAGCUGCAAGGGGUGUCAUAUACACAUUUGGAGGACAAUGAAGUGUCACCUCUCACCAUAGAGGACCCUGACAUUGUCCGAGAUCUACCAUCUGGGCCUGACACAACUCCAGCUGCCUCAUCUGCAUCCAUGGAACAGCUGUCAGAUGAUCAAGUCGACCCACCAACUCCUUCUGGCAGACCUAAAAAGCAGAUGUCAACCUUUGACUUCAAUGGACCCUACCUGGGGUCUCCCCAAUCCCACUCUUUGCCUGAUCUCCCAGGCCAGCUGGUUUCCCCCCAGAUGAGUGAGAGCCUGAAGCCAGCACUGCCAGGCUCCUUGGAGUACUUGUGUCUGCCCCCUGGAGGACAAGUGCAGCUGGUCCCACUGUCUCAGGCAAUGGGGCAAGGCCAGGCUGUGGCUGUGGAGUGUGGGUCCAGCCUGGAGAACACUGGGAACCCAUCCAUGGAACAGAGGGACGGGCCUGCAUUUGAGCUGAGGGUGGAGGAACAGGAGCCAAAGGAUAGUUUGAUGACCCCACCCAUGAGCUCUGGGGGCCCUGAGGACAUUGUGGUGGCCUCUGAUUAUGUCACUUCUGCAGAUCUGGUGCUCACUCUGCCCACAGGGCCCCUAUCUACCUCCCUGGGUCCCUCUCUAGGGUUCCCCACAGAUCAAAGGCCCAGUCUCUGUCUCAAGUUGACUGGCGUCCCUCCUGGAUGCCCAGCUCUGGGGCCACCAGAGGUUGAGGACUAUGUGGAGCUCCCUCCAAGCAUGAUGCAGCCCCCCAAAUCCUCUCUGGGCAAUCCUGUUCCUCCUAUGCCACACAGCCCCACAGUGAGCCCAGGGGAGCCCAGGGAGGCAGUAACCCCAGUAUCCCCACAGCCUGAAGGCCUCCUUGUUCUUCAGCAAGUGGGGGACUACUGCUUUCUCCCUGGCCCCCUCUCACCACGCAGUAAACCAUCUUCUCCAGGCCUGUGCCCUGAGAUUGGGGACCUAGACCAGGACUUGCCUGCCCAAAAGCUCCCCUGCCAGCCCUUGCCCCAGGUGCCAGCCAUUCAGUUUUUCAAAUCCCUGAAGCAUCAGGAUUAUCUGUCACUUCCCCCUUGGGACAGCAGCCAGCCUGGGAAGGUAUGCUGAGCCCAUCCCUCCCAGGCUCACCAGCAGCCCUGCACAUCAGCCUGAGGACCUCAACCUGAGCAUCUCAGAGAACCCUUGCUGGAAGCACAUUUGUCCUUGUUCUCAGCCCUGACACUCAGCAAUACAGGACCUGAGCUCUCUGUCCCUGCUUCCUUCCCUCCAUUCUUUCCUUCCCCUUCCUAUUCUUCCCU